UACCACGUGACCGUUUUCCUGGCUCGCCUUUGUGGCACAAAUCGUGAUUUUCGAGUCUCUCUAUGGACAAUAAUGGGAGAAAACUGACAAAGACGCAUAUUUUACGAGGCUUAAACGGAUGUAUUCUAUUGUUUUGUGGUGUGGUUCUUUCGCAUUUCCGGGAAGAUAGGAGACGCCGCCGUUGUUUAGUUUUUAGGACGGGUUUUGUUUAUCACAUCUCAAUUUGGUUGGUGAGUAGUUAUUGAGCCGUCGGAGAUGAGUGGUCCCGAGGUAGCGAAGACGCCGGGGGGCAGGGCGCCGGGGAAGGAAGGCAUGGAGGCUGUAGCCAAUGGCCAUGCAGGAGAGGGUGAACAGGGAGGAGGCGAUCCCUUCGCUGAGUACAUGUGGAUGGAGAACGAGGAUGCGUACAACAGACAGGUUGAAGAGGAAUUGUUGGAGCAGGAGUUCUUGGAGCGUUGUUUCCAGGAGAUGUUAGAUGAGGAGGACCAGGAUUGGUUCAUCCCGGCCAGAGACCUCCCCUCAGGGAUGGGGCAGCUCCAGCAACAGCUCAACGGCUUGUCAGUCAGUGACAGAGGAAACGCAGAGGAGAUGGCGAGGAAAAGCAACUUGAACCCUGAUGCGAAGGAGUUCGUUCCGGGAGUGAAAUACUAGGAGUCCCCCUCUACCCCAGGGAGCACGAACAUUCACGCUCACAUAACCUUGCAGAGACUCUGGCGGCCUUGACCGCAAAACACACACAGGUCCAGGGUGUGUAGGUAGAAACCUGUAAGGGGGUGGGGGAACUUAUUUUCUUUAAGAUUUGUAUUUUAUUUGUUUCAACUUGUAAUUUAAAGGACAGGGGCGGGGUAUCAGUAUCAACAGAGCCCUACAGAGGGCGCUGCUGCUGCAUUUACAUUCGAUGUGUAUCCCAAAUAGUACCCUAUUCCUUAUGUAGUGCACUACUUUUGACCAGGGCCCAGAUUCACAAAACAUUUCUAAACGCAAAAACGUACAAACUAGCUUGUUUUUAUUCUUAAGUGUAUUAUCUUAAGAUUUAAUGAUUUUCUUAGGAACUUCUCAAUCUUCUUAAGAUGCUUGUUGCUAGGCAACCGAUUUAGCAAGCAAUGGCAAUCAUGUUAGCAUAUUUAUUACUAUUCUAAUACUUGGGUUUAAAAUGAUCAAUACUGAAACUUUUAGAUGAUGUUUGUGUGAAAUAAACAUGUUCAAUUGCUUAUUUACAUAUUUUUUUUAGCUAUCUUGGAAUUAAGAACAUUUCCAAUGAAAUUUAUUUUCAACUUUUUACUUAAGGAGAAAAUGUGCAAUAACAUUUCCAAUAACCUUUUUGAGGAAUAGCAACUUUGCUUAACUUUCUUCUUAACUACCAUUUUGUUCCUUAAGACUUUUCUUCUUAAAUCUAUAUUUAAGGUUUUGUGAAUCUGGUCCCAGGGCCCUACCAUUGUUGGUCCCAGGGCCCUGCCAUUGUUGGUCCCAGGGCCCUGCCAUUGUUGGUCCCAGGGCCCUACCAUUGUUGGUCCCAGGGCCCUACCAUUGUUGGCCCAGGGCCCUACCAUUGUGGGCCCUGAUCUAAAGUAGUGCACUCCAUAAGAAAACGGGUGCUUUUUCGGAUGCAUAUAAAGGCGUACAUAUACAGAGAAAUUGCAAACUCUUGAGAUUUUCCAACUUUAUUUUUUACUUGUCAUGGUUGCCAUGUUGGCACCUAAAAGCGAAUUGCAAAUGAUACCCUGUUCCACUAUAGAGUGCACUACCUAGUAAAAAUAGGGUGCCAUUUUGAGAUCUGCAUUUAUAAGUUUCAUGGCGGCCUUGUUGGUGCCAGAAUGUUCCACAACGUUACCAUUCUAAUUGGAAUCCAACUACGAAUGUAAUUAUUGUUAACGAACGACGACUGGAGCCAACGUGGACGACGGACGACACGGUUGGCCGUUCUAGAUUUCUGUGACUACGUACCUCUGGUCACAAUAUGACAUUACUCUUCUGUCUCAUUUCCCAUUAUGAGCUGUUUUUAUUUCUCAUGGGCCUGGUUCCAAACCAAUUAUUCAUAUUUCCUAUCCCCUACACCCUUUAAACUUAACUCUUGACCUCGAAGCCAGUUCCGCUGCAUUUUUUAAUUUUUUAUCUUUCCCUCUAAUCAGGGACUGAUUUUAGAACUGGGACACCAGGUGAGUGCAAUUAAUUAUCAGGUAGAACAGAAAACCAGCAGGCUCUGACCCUCGUAUGGUAAGAGUUGAAUACCCCUGCCCUACACCAUUGUUCACUCCCUCCUUGUGGGUGAAAAAGUUGAAGUUUUAUUCCCCAUAGGCUGCGUUUACACAGUCACCCGAAUUCUGGUAUUUUUUUCCCAGUAAUUGGUCUUUUGACCAAUCACAUCAGAUCUUUCCAAUCAAAUAUUUUUCAGAGCUGUUCUUAUUGGUCAGAAGACCAAUUAGUGAAAAAAAUAUCAGAAUUGGGCUGCCUGUACAAACGCUGCAAUAUAGUCCUACUUUUAAUCAGAACCUGGAGUCCUGAUCUAAAGAAGUGCAUAAUUUGAGGUGUCACGUGAUGGGGAACCAGAGUGCAUGGGUUAGGGUAUUGGUGUUUGGUUUGUAACUAGGCCGUUCCCUGUGUUGCGUCUCAAAUGGCACCCUAUUCCCUUUAUAGUGCACUACUUUUGACCUGUGCUCUGGUCAAAAGUAGUGCACUCAAUGGGGAAUAGGGUGCCAUUGCCUCUCGCAGUACUGAAGGAAUGGAAGCAUCAUGUUGAACUUUGUUGGAUCAAUAAUGUUGAGGUUUAUCAGGUUUAUCUGUUAAUCAAUCUCUUGUUUUUAGAGGAACAAGGUGUUUGUCUCUUGGGUUGCCGUAGCUUGUGGUCAAAACGGGAAUGGAUGUGUCCCCCAAAUAGCACCCUAUGCCCUUCUUUUUAAAAAAAAUUUUUUUAACCUUUAUUUAUCUAGGGCCCAUAGCAUUCCCUAUGAGCUCUCAAAGGGUCCUGGUUAAAAGUGGUGCACCACAUAGGCAGUUGGGUACCAUUUAUGAAUCACACUAAUCUUAACUGUUAUGGUGGGGGGGAAAACGCUAGAUUAGUGUCUAGGGGAGGUUUAAAAUGAAUGAAUGGGUGGGACUUGAGUGAGGGUUGACUAACCACAGGCCACGUGCACCCUGGGUCAACCAAUAGGAAUUGUCUGCCAGUUGGAUUUACAUGAAAAUAAUGGAUUUUGAGUUGGAAAAAGUCCCAACGACCCAAAGUACGAAUUUCAAUACAACAAGAUGAAUAAAAAUGUGAAACUGCA
Molecule: messenger RNA, 3263 nt
Organism: Oncorhynchus nerka (sockeye salmon)
Lineage: Eukaryota; Metazoa; Chordata; Actinopteri; Salmoniformes; Salmonidae
Product: polyadenylate-binding protein-interacting protein 2B-like
Exons: 4
Coding region: 256-651 (131 amino acids)
Biological process (GO): negative regulation of translational initiation
Cellular component (GO): cytoplasm
Molecular function (GO): mRNA regulatory element binding translation repressor activity
Source: RefSeq, a predicted model, not a curated record